Messenger RNA from Schistocerca serialis cubense, 855 nucleotides. RefSeq lists its product as uncharacterized. The transcript has 4 exons. The record is from RefSeq and is a predicted model, not a curated record. Lineage: Eukaryota; Metazoa; Arthropoda; Insecta; Orthoptera; Acrididae. Bases 103 to 855 code for a protein of 250 amino acids.
GUGCGGGCUACGGUUUCGUACUUCAAGAGAAGAGGUCUCUGUGUGAGACUGAACUCAUCUUUAAAGCAGUGGGUUUCAACUCGUUGGAAUAGUUAUUUUGACAUGCUUGUAUCAGUCCAUUCUCAGAUUGAUUCAGUGAAGGCUGUUUUACAUAAUGAAGGUGCCUCUGAUAAGAUGCUGGGUUAUGACCACCAUAUAACUGGCCAGCUUAUAGAAUUUCUUAAGCCGUUUAAAGAAGCCACAGUUGAUCUAGAGAGUGACAAGGAUCCAACCCUACAUUUAGUUCUACCGUGGUUUUAUGCCUUAAAAACUCACUGUACCGUACGGGAUAACGAUGAAGAGGACAUGAAACCUUUGAAACAAGCCGCUGAUGCCUUCCUAGAACAGAAAAUGUGCGUUAGUAUGUUGCAUAAAAUUGCAACGUUUAUGGUGGCUAACUACCGCACAUUAAGAAAGUUAACCGAGGAUGAAAAAAUUGAAGUUUACCAAGCAGCACGACAGAUGUGUGCUGAAGUUUCAGUACAAGUGCCCAAUCACAGCAACCAAGAAACAAAUCCAGGGCCGUACAAAAUGGCGAAAUUUGAGGACUGGGCAGAAGAGCCUCCUCUCCUACAUGAUGAAGUCAGCAGAUACUUGCAAGAACACUGUGAGGGCUAUGAUUUAAUUGUCCUCCUCUCGGGUCUCCCCUGUUUCUUUGUUACGCUGCGCCCCGCCGCCGCGGCCGCCCCCACCUCCGCCCCGCAGGUUAAAGCGGAACGAGCGCGCGCGCGUAAUUUACUGCCCCCCGUGUGCGCGCCGCCACAAAAGGAGCACGGUGAGCCUCCCGCACAGCCGGUGCGUGGCCGCCGCCUCUGA